Tetrahymena thermophila SB210 is the source of this 2544-nucleotide messenger RNA. RefSeq names its product zinc finger CCCH type domain protein. Gene Ontology annotation, molecular function: metal ion binding. Lineage: Eukaryota; Ciliophora; Oligohymenophorea; Hymenostomatida; Tetrahymenidae. The transcript is spliced from 4 exons. The record is from RefSeq and is a predicted model, not a curated record.
AUGAGUAAUUAGAACAAUAAUUGGAUGUAUUACAAUAUGAAUAAUUAAGGAAAUCAAUAAUAUCAUCACAUGUAAAAUAAUAAUAAUGGGAAUGUUAAUUCUGCUAAUAGUAAUUGUGCAAAUAAUAGUAAUAAUUCUUAACAAUAGCAAUAAAAUAGUCAUUCCCACUCUUAGCAUUAGUAAUACAAUAGCAUAUAAUAAUAGUAAUAUAAUGAGUAGAUUUAUUAAGCCAUGUAGUAGUAAUUUAAUCAUUAAAUGCAUCACCCUCACUCUUAAGGUUAAAAUAGCGGAAUAGUUUAGCCUCCUCCUGGUAUAGCUUUUAUGCCAUCGACUUUUCCUCAAGGCUAGUAUCCACAUUAUAAUUAAUAAGUUUAUUCGCAACAAUAAUAACCUUUAAUUCUUUAGUAGUAAUAGCAAUAAGCAUCAAAUGGCUCAAACAACUCAAGCCCUAACUAGAGUCAUUAAUAGCAGCCAUAAAAUACUAACAAUAACUAGCAAUUUUAAACUCCUUAAAGCCAAUCUCCUUAAACUACUUAACAAUAGCAACAAAUAUAAUAAAGCUAAACACAGCAAUAGCCAAAACUAAGCAAACUUCAAAAAUAGUAUUCUUUGAUAGAUGAUAGAGUCACUCAAGCAUCAGAAGAAGAAAGAUCAAUUUCUAGCUAUUAACAAUCAUAAAUAGGAAAUUUCAAUAAUUAAUAGGAAGAAUACCUUUUGGAACACUUAGAACUUAGUAUUUUUAAAAUACAGCCUUGUCCCAAUCAAAAUAUAUAGCAUAAUCAUAAAUAGUGCUAGUAUUAUCACGGAUUGAAGGACAGAAGAAGAGUAGGUACAAAUUAUUCACAUGAUCCUUGCUAAUUUAUUGAUAGUUUUGGAGCUAAUUGUCCUCUAGGUGAUAAGUGUCCUAAAAGUCAUAACAAGGUAGAAUAGUUGUAUCGUCCAGAUAAGUAUAAAACAAAAUUUUGCACAUACUAUCCAAAUAACUGCAAAUCUUGUGAAUAUGGUAUAUUUUGCUCUUUUGCUCAUUCUGAAAAUGACAUUAAUACUGAAUUAAUCCAUAAUUAUGAAUAUGAUGUGGACUUCUAUAUUUUUUAUUAUAAGACUGUAUGGUGUCCAUUUAAUUAUAUUAAUCACGAUAGAGGAAUGUGUGUUUAUGCUCAUAAUUGGUAAGAUUACCGUAGAAAACCUCACUCAAUUGAAUUUGGCUAUGAACCUGAUGGAUGUGAAAGUUGGAAUCCUAACUCUUUUAUCACUGAAUAUGAAAUAGGUUGUCCUAAUAAACAAAAUUGUAAAAAAUGUCAUGGUUGGAAAGAAUUAGAAUAUCACCCAAAAAUAUAUCGAACUAAACCUUGCUAGCAGCAACCUUGCCCAAAAGGAAAAGCAUGUCCGUAUUAUCAUAAUAUUUAAGAAAAAAGGAACCUCUCUAAUAAUAUUUAGUCUGAGCUUUUUAGAUAUGCUCCUAGAAAUAGAAUUACUAAAGGUCUAUUUAAAGUAUCAUAGCAUCUAAUUCCAAAAGAAAUUAAAUAGCCUUAGUAACCAGGUGGUGGAGGCAAUAACAAUCCCACUAACGGAAGUAGCGGAAUUAACAAUUAGCCAUCAAAAAUAGCAUAAUUUAAUAGCAGCCAUUCCCUCUCUUCUUAGAAUAAUAAUUCAGUAGCAAAUUACUAAGGAUAUUAAGACAAUGCUAUAAUGAAUAACCAGUAAGUUAAAAAAUAAGCUUCUCUUAAUUCUAAAAAAGUAAAAGGCAGCGCUGUCCUAUAAAAGAUGAAUACUUGCAAUGAUCUCUCUUCUAAUAUUUACGAAGAGUCUACAGACAACGAAAGGUAUCAACAGUUCUAAAGUGUUUAUUAAGAGAAAGGAACAUAAAAUCACCCAAUUACUCAAUCUCCUCCUCUUAAAAAACCAGCAGUAGGUGUAGUUAAUAAUAGCAACAAUCCUAAUAAUUUUAAAAGAAGUGAGAGCUAAUAAUUUGAAGAAGUUGCAACUUAAAACUCCACUCCAUAGCCUUAAUUUGCAGGUCAAGAAGAAUAAAAAAAAUCUUUGAAAAUUGCAGUCCCUUUCAUUCUUGAAGAGUAAAAGGAUUCUGGUAAGAAAUAGAGUACAUCUGAAAUUAAUAACAACUAAUAACAAUACUCAUCUUCUUCAAUAAAAUAAGGUAUCCAAGCAUAAUCUUAAAGUUAACAGGAAAUGUUCUCUAAAGAUUAAUUAGCAGAUUAGUUACAUUAAUAUGAUUAAUUCACUAAUGCAUUUACAACUUAACCCACUACUCUGUAGCGAUAAAACACAAAUCCUGCAUAAAACAUCCCUUUCUAAAACUAAUAAUUUAUGCAUUAUGAGAAUGCAAAUUACAAUCCUUAAAAUAACUAAAACUUCCCUUAGAAAGGAAGAGCUACUUAUUCGAAACAAAACUCAAUUCAAAGUAUUAAUAAUAGUAGCUGUAAUAAUUUAGAUAAUAUUUAAUAGAAAACGGCUAAUGAUAAAUAAGAUGAUGAAUAUGAUUAAAUUAACUUAGCAAUAUCUGAUUUUAAUGGCUUCUAAUAGUGA